Messenger RNA from Rotaria sp. Silwood1, 1038 nucleotides. The record is from the annotation of a GenBank genome assembly. Lineage: Eukaryota; Metazoa; Rotifera; Eurotatoria; Philodinida; Philodinidae.
AUGACUUCUUCGAAAUGUUCGAUCGAUGGGUGCAAACGUAACUUUGAUACUGUAUGUGAUCAUUGCCAAGGUCAAGUCUGCACCAAACACUAUAUUGAACAUAUUAAACUAUCAAACGCUGAACUUACAUCUCUUUCCGAUGAAUUAAAUUUAAUUAUUAAUACAAUCCAACAACGUGAUCUUACUCAUCAUGUUUUCGAGCAAAUUGAACAAUGGCGCGAGGAAAGUCAUCAAUGUAUUGAUGAAUUGUGUGAAGAGAAAAAAAGACAGUUGAAGUUCGAAAUUAGCCAGAAGAUAGAUAAUCAAAUAAAGAAACUUCAUGAAUUAGGCCAAGAAGUAAACGAAUUGAUUGAUGAAGGUGAUGCUUCGUUCAAACAAAUCGAAAAUAUCAAGAAAAAUAUCGAAGCAUGUCGAAAACAAUGUAAACAAAUUGAAACAGAUGAUUACUUUCGAUUGGAUGUAAAAGCAAUUAAAUUAGAGGCCACUCUCGUCCCGCAUGAAUUAUUUACAGGUGAUGAUACAUUAUUAUCAAUUGAACACCAAGUGAAAUUAAAUGAAUUCUAUGGUAAAGAAGGACAAAGUUGGAUGUUGAUUUACAAAGCAAUACGAGAUGGCUUUUCUAGUGCUGAUUUUCAUCGAUGCUGUGAUAAUCAAGGUCCUACAAUAACAGUUAUUCAAUCAACAGCGGGUGGUUAUCUAUUUGGUGGAUACACAUCUGUUUCUUGGAACUCGAGGCAAAGUUAUGUUCAUGACAACAAUGGCCCAUUUCUGUUCACCAUAACUAAUCCACAUGGCAUUCCUCCAACUAAGUAUUCUGUCACAAUUCCAGAGUAUUCUAUCUAUGAUCACCCUAACUGUGGUCCAACAUUCGGUGGUGGCUACGACUUAUAUAUUACUAGUCAUAGUCAAACAAACGUAAACACCUGUAAUUUUCCUCAUUCAUACAAUGAUACAACAAAACAAGGUGCAAUAACUUUCACCGGUAAUAAAAACUUUCAAAUAAAUGACAUUGAAGUCUAUCGAUUGGUGCAAACAUAA